UCUGACAGAUCAUAUAUAUGUCUUAAAUUUGUUUUAAAAAAAUAUAUGUCUUAAAACUGUUAUUCCAUUACACGAUUUUGUUCUUUUUUUGUUUCUUUUUCUUUUUUUUUCCCCUUUCUUUAGGCCAAUGAAAAAAAAAAAAAAAUCAACAUUAGCAUUGUGUUUGUUAUUCCAUUACCCAUUUAAAUAUGUUUCUUCCUUUGCCAUCCGAAUAUAACUAGCCUUAGAAACAGAAAAAGAAAAAGGUUUCUUGCUUCCCAAACAAACUUUUUACCAUGACUGUAUUGACAAAACAAGUCACUUUAAACCUACAUUCAUCAAAGGAUCAAAAACCAGAGAUUGGGAAGAGACAUCAAUGUCCUCCCUUUCCCUAUACCUUCAAUUUCUCUGUUUUCAUUUGAUUGUCUCGGUGAAAUCUGAGGCUCAGUUGGCAUAUAUUGCUGAGAAAGUGCCUGCUCUGUUCGUUUUUGGAGAUUCCAUAUUUGAUUGUGGAAAUAAAUACAGUGACCAUUCCUUCAUUAAAGCUAAUUAUUUGCCUUAUGGGAUUGAUUUUCCUGUACCAGCUUCUGGCAGAUACACAAAUGGCCGUACUAUUGCAGAUUUCUUGAGUUUGCAUCUAAACCUGUCUCUCUCCACUCCGUACUCAGUCGUUAGAGAUGACAAGAAAAUUAAAAUCACAGAAGGCUUCAACUAUGCAUCUGCCACCGCUGGAAUUCUUCCUGAUACGGGAAGUGAAUUGGAGGGGACUAUGAGCUUGGAUAAACAGAUCAUGUUGUUCAAAGAAACUGUGGAAGAGUACUUACCACAGCACUUCAAAAACACAGCUGAGAUUUCUCAAUAUGUGCUUGACUCAGUUUUUGCAAUUCUUAUUGGCAGCAAUGACUAUUUGGGCAAUUACCUUAACAAAAAAUAUAACAAUGCAACUGGUAGAUACAAUGGGGAUGAAUUUGCCAACUUACUCAUAUCCAAUCUGGAAAAGCAAUUGAAGAAUCUAUACAAUUUGGGGGCUAGGAAGAUACUAAUGUUUGAAAUCGGCCCUCUUGGCUGUACCCCAUUGGUGGUGAGUAAGAUGAAACCAGAUGAUAAGUGUGUAGAAGUGGUGAAUUCAAUGGUGACUAUGUUCAAUGGCAAGCUUUAUUUCAAGCUGAUGGAUUUGACCAACUCACUAAAGGGGUUGACAUUCUAUCUUGCACUAACUUAUAGGCUUCUAUACGACAUGGUGGAAAAUCCUACCAGAUUUGGGUUAAAGAAUUCAACACACCCAUGUUGUGUAAUCAAACAAAAUGGAGGACAAUGUAUUCCAUAUGAAAAUCCUUGCAGUGAGAGGAAUUUGUAUGUUUUCUGGGAUGAAGUUCAUCUAACUGAGGCAGCAUAUAAGAUUAUUCCAAGAAAAUGUUUCAGUGAUUCAUCCAUUUGCUUUCGAAUAAAUCAUCUCAAUGUCGAUGGACAUGUAGUUAUUUCUGUACAACAUAGCCACAGGCCAAAUAUAAUCUUUUCUUCUUGUAAUUUUUUAUUUCUAACAAUUAUAUUCUUAAUAAUACCGGUUUAACAAUC
Molecule: messenger RNA, 1554 nt
Organism: Ziziphus jujuba (common jujube)
Lineage: Eukaryota; Viridiplantae; Streptophyta; Magnoliopsida; Rosales; Rhamnaceae
Product: GDSL esterase/lipase 7
Exons: 5
Coding region: 356-1549 (397 amino acids)
Molecular function (GO): hydrolase activity, acting on ester bonds
Source: RefSeq, a predicted model, not a curated record